AUUCGCUUGUUUUGGCGCACGUUUCGUGCGACGGCCGGCUAUCGAAUUUCAAGUAGCUGACCAAUAGCUGCUUGUUAGAGUGAGCCCUGAUAAAAGCCAAUGCCGCGUUGAGCAGCACAUUCAAUUGUCAAACAGUGCUGGUGCAGUACACACAAACAACCGAAUCACCAAAACGGAUUAAACCCAACGAAGCAGGAUUACAAACGAAACAAAUUCUACAAUGGCUGCCAAUCAGAAACUCAUCUUUGCCCUUUUCGGACUCUGUUUGCUCUGCGAUUUGGUUUUGUGCCAGCAGCAGGCGAGCAACAACUCCAACACCGAAGCCGAUGCAGAUCUGGCUGAGAGCCGAACUUUCGGUCAUCAUUUCAUGCGCCGCAUUAGCUUCGCCUUGGUGCCCGGCGCCUUUGUUGUGGGUGUGAUUACCACUUUGCUGGCUGCCUUGACGGUCGUCUCCAUGAAGGGUCUGGGUGUUGGUGUCAUCCUCUUGGUGCUGGCCAUCGGCCAGAUGCUCUCCCGAGCUCUGCCCGUGCAUGCCGCGGCCGCCUAUGCGGCUGCUCCGGCUCCUGUUCCCGUUGUCUACUCCCAUUCGCACACACAGCAGCCUGUGUGGCUGGAGAAGGAGUGGUAAGAGGAACUCGAAGCUCGAGCUGGUAGCAGGCCUAAUUAUACCUCAGCGAGCAUGCAACCAAAUAAUAAUUUAAGACUAGUUUAAAUUAUUUAUUUAUUUAUACUGAACUUAUUUAUUUACAAGUAAAUUAUUUAAUGCAUCGAUCAAUAAUUUAUUUUUUA
This is a messenger RNA of Drosophila sulfurigaster albostrigata, 789 nucleotides long. RefSeq names its product protein apnoia (gene apn). The transcript is spliced from 2 exons. Lineage: Eukaryota; Metazoa; Arthropoda; Insecta; Diptera; Drosophilidae. The record is from RefSeq and is a predicted model, not a curated record. The coding region runs from base 221 to 628 and encodes 135 amino acids.